AUGGAAUUCACUCGCGAGCCCAAUCGACCAAUGAAGCAUGUCGACCGCAAAGCCCUGUACACCCGCCUAGAGGCGCGCAUCACGUACCUGCGAGACUUCCUGGACUUCAAUUCAAGUGACGUCGAGGCAUUGGUGGCAGGCUCCAAGUAUAUCAAGGCCCUGAUCCCUGCCGUGGUCAACAUCGUUUAUAAGAAACUUCUCGAGUCCGACAUCACCGCUCGUGCCUUCCACACUAGAGAUACCGCCGACGAUACCCCAGUUGAGGAGUUCUUCACAGAAGAAAGCCCCCAGAUCCAACGUCGCAAGAUGUUUUUGCGUUGGUACUUGAUUAAGCUGUGUUCCGACCCUUCCCAGAUGGAAUUCUGGCGGUACUUGAACAAAGUUGGAAUGAUGCACACUGCCCAGGAACGUCUGUACUCGCUCAACAUCGAAUACAUCCAUAUCGGCGCUUGCCUCGGAUUUAUUCAAGAUAUCUUCACCGAAGCCCUCAUGUCACAUCCUCACCUGUCUCUCCCUCGCAAGACCGCCCUGGUUCGCGCCAUCAGCAAAAUCAUCUGGAUCCAGAACGACCUCUUCGCCAAGUGGAGAAUCAGAGAUGGCGAGGAGUAUGCCGAUGAGAUGUCGGAGAUAAUGGUUGACGAAAAAGAAGGAUAUCUGGGUGAAAAGAAGAUCCUGGGCGAUAACAGCAGCACCUCUGCAAGCUCGAGUGAGGAUGACCGCUCAAGCAUUCACAGUGGCACGGUCCCUACUUCAACCCUGGCAUGCCCCUUCGCAGAUAUGGCGAAGCCGGCGUCGGAAACCAAGAUUUGGGCCGGGUCUAACUGA
Aspergillus luchuensis is the source of this 825-nucleotide messenger RNA. RefSeq names its product protoglobin family protein. The record is from RefSeq and is a predicted model, not a curated record. The transcript has 3 exons. NCBI's taxonomy places the organism in Eukaryota, Fungi, Ascomycota, Eurotiomycetes, Eurotiales, Aspergillaceae. Gene Ontology annotation, molecular function: heme binding; oxygen binding. Bases 1 to 825 code for a protein of 274 amino acids.